Suhomyces tanzawaensis NRRL Y-17324 is the source of this 4710-nucleotide messenger RNA. RefSeq names its product SWI/SNF catalytic subunit (gene SNF2). Bases 1 to 4710 code for a protein of 1569 amino acids. The record is from RefSeq and is a predicted model, not a curated record. Gene Ontology annotation, cellular component: nucleus. Lineage: Eukaryota; Fungi; Ascomycota; Pichiomycetes; Serinales; Debaryomycetaceae. Gene Ontology annotation, molecular function: ATP-dependent chromatin remodeler activity; histone binding; ATP binding. The transcript has 2 exons. Gene Ontology annotation, biological process: positive regulation of transcription by RNA polymerase II.
AUGAAUCGUCAAUUAACCAGAGAGGAGAUCCAGAAAAUCCUCCAGCGUUGGCACCAACUUCGGAACCAGUACGGUGAACAAGCAGUCAGCGUUCCCGAGUUUGCCCAGUUGAGCAAAAUCAUCAAAUAUCUCCAGCAGAACCAACUCCAAAGACAGCUGCAGCAACAGCAGCAACAAGGUGCUCAAGGAAAUGGUCAGUCUCCGGUUCAACAACCACUUUCCCAGCCUCCGCAUGGACCUCCCCAGGCCAAUGGCAACGUGCAGCAGUUUCCUGUCCAGCCCCACAACUCUAUGGCUGGAUCCAUGAUGGGGUCAUCCAACCAAGGCACUCCUAACGUGCAGAAUGCCAACUUGAUGGGCUCUGGCCCCAACAACAUGGUCAUGGGUGCACAAGCCCCAAACAACCAAAUACCCAAUAGACAGAAUGCUCCCCCGGUCCCCAACCAGGCAGCACAACAAUUGAUGUUCCAGCAAAACAACGGUACUGCCAAUGGAAACGGGACCAUUCCCGUACCUCGGAACCAAGCAGGUGCCAACUCUCAGGAAUCCGCUUUCACCGCACAGCAAUUUCAAUUGGUGAAAUCACAGUUCCAAGCAUUGAAGUACCUUUUAAAGAACCCUGGUCCCGGAACCCCUCAGAUACCUCAAAACCUCAUCGAGUUUGUGACCACAGAAAGAUCUGCUUUUCCAAAUGGACCAUAUCUUCCAUCCUUGGAACAGUCGCAACCUGGUCAGCCACAAGCACCCUCUGCUCAGCAAACUCCAAGUAUGGGCUCCCAGCAAAACAUUAACUUAUCUCAACAGGCACAAGGUAAGAUGAUGAACACUGCCCCAGUAGGCACGGGCCCCAUUACACCUUCCUAUGACUCAAACGGAAAGAACUUGAACAAGGGUUCUAAGUCUACUCCACUUCAAUCCCACGAAUCCAUGAAGCAACCAGUCAAGCCAAUAGAAUCAAUCCAACAAGGACAAUCUCCCUCAAUUUCACAGCAGGCUGCAGUUGACACAACAUCACUGGCCAAGACAUUCAGAGCUGUAUUGUAUAAGCCUGAACCUCCCAGAUCAUUGGAUAAGUUGAUUCCAGACAAGUCGGCCAAUAAAACAGUAGCAGUGCUACCUAUUUCGAAGGCUAAUGUCCAAGUGGAUACUUUCGAGUUACCAAACAUCCUUCGCGAAAGUGACAAGCAAAUCGCUUUCCAAGCACUAUAUGCCCCUCAGAGCCGUCUUCAGUGGCCAAGUUUGUCACCAGAAGGAAUUAAUAUGGAUGAUAUUGUCACCAAUAAGGAAGUGUUGAUGAUGAUUCAAAUGGAUGAAGAGUUAACUCAACUUCGCAAUAGAUUAAAUUCAAUGGAUGAAACUGAUGAACAGAGGGAAAAAAUAGAAGCUCAAAUAAUCAAAUUAGAGUUAGCUCCUUUCCAGAAACAAUUAAGAGGUAAAAUUUUGUCUCAGGUGUGGUUCAGCAAGUCUUUACUACCAAACUCCCAUCCUAAUUUCCUUGCAAAAUUCAAUACUUUGUCACUUGAAAAUGUCAGUGCAACUCACGACUUAUACACCCAUCAGUUACAGACUUUAGUGCAGGCAGAGAAUCAAAAACAUCAAAAGACUAUUAACCAAAUUUUACUGUCGAGGGAAAGGAGAUUCAAUAUCACCACCAAGAAGAAAGAAAAAUUAAAUCGUCUUAAUACUAAAAUUAAUAGUUUCCAUAACCAGACUGCAAGAGAAGAGCAGAAGAGGAUUGAAAAGAUGGCCAAACAACGUUUGCAGGCAUUGAAAUCUAACGAUGAGGAAGCUUAUUUGAAAUUAUUAGAUCAUACUAAGGAUACAAGAAUUACACAUUUGUUGAAGCAAACCAACCAAUUUUUGGACUCUUUAGCUCAAGCUGUUCAAUCUCAACAGAAGGAAUCUUCUGAAAAAUCUAAGACAGGCAGAAAUGUCAAGGAAGAUAGUCCAGAGGUUAAUGAUGAUGAGAAGAGAGAAAAGAUGGAUUACUACCAUGUUGCUCAUAGAAUAAAAGAAGAAGUUCAUAAGCAGCCAUCUAUCUUGGUUGGUGGUACCUUGAAGGAAUAUCAAUUGAAGGGUUUGCAAUGGAUGGUUUCCUUGUUUAACAAUCAUUUAAAUGGUAUUUUGGCAGAUGAGAUGGGUUUAGGUAAGACUAUUCAAACAAUCUCAUUAAUUACCUAUUUGGUCGAAGUUAAACAGAUAUCGGGUCCCUUUUUAGUGAUUGUGCCAUUGUCCACAUUAACAAAUUGGAAUUUAGAAUUUGAGAAAUGGGCACCAGCAGUCAAAAAGAUCACUUAUAAGGGUACUCCAAAUCAACGUAAAAUCAUGCAACAAGAUAUAAGGAUGGGUAAUUUCCAAAUCUUAUUGACGACAUUCGAAUACAUCAUCAAGGAUAAAGCCUUGUUGUCCAGAGUGAAAUGGGUCCAUAUGAUAAUCGAUGAAGGUCAUCGUAUGAAGAAUGCCAACUCUAAGUUGUCCGAGACUUUGACCCACAGCUACCAUAGUGACUACCGUUUGAUUUUGACGGGUACUCCUUUGCAGAAUAAUUUACCUGAAUUGUGGGCACUUUUGAAUUUCGUCUUGCCAAAAAUUUUCAACUCUGUUAAGUCUUUUGACGAAUGGUUUAAUACUCCAUUUUCGAACACGGGUGGUCAAGAUAAGAUAGAAUUGAGCGAAGAAGAAACUUUAUUGGUCAUUAGAAGAUUGCAUAAAGUCUUAAGGCCGUUCCUUUUGAGAAGAUUGAAGAAAGAUGUCGAGAAGGAUUUACCUAACAAGGUUGAGAAGGUUGUCAAGUGUAAAAUGUCUGCCCUUCAAUCCAAAUUAUACCAGCAAAUGUUGAAACAUAACAUUUUGUUUGCAAGUGAGACUUUAACAAGUACUGAGCCAAUCAUGAUCAAAAAUGCUAACAACCAAAUCAUGCAACUCAGAAAAAUUUGUAACCAUCCAUUUGUAUAUGAAGAAGUUGAAAAUUUAAUCAACCCUACAGUGGAAACUAAUGACAUUAUUUGGAGGGUUGCGGGUAAAUUUGAACUUUUGGAUAAGAUUUUGCCAAAGUUCAAGUUGACAGGACACAGAGUAUUGAUUUUCUUUCAAAUGACACAAAUUAUGGACAUCAUGGAAGAUUUCUUAAGAUUACGUGGAAUGAAGUAUAUGAGAUUGGAUGGUGGGACUAAGGCGGAUGAUAGAACUUCUUUGUUGAAAUUGUUUAAUGCCCCAGACUCCGAGUAUUUCUGUUUCCUAUUAUCAACCAGAGCAGGUGGUUUGGGUCUUAACUUGCAAACAGCAGAUACCGUCAUUAUUUUUGACACUGACUGGAACCCUCAUCAAGAUUUACAAGCUCAAGAUAGAGCGCAUCGUAUCGGUCAAAAGAAUGAGGUAAGAAUUCUUAGGUUAAUUACGGAAGAUUCUAUUGAGGAAAUGAUCUUAGAAAGAGCUCAUGCGAAGUUGGAAAUUGAUGGUAAGGUUAUCCAAGCUGGUAAAUUCGAUAACAAGUCCACUUCAGAAGAACAAGAAGCAAUGUUGAGAGCCUUGUUGGACAAGGAAGAAGAGCGUAAACAUAAGGGUAGCGGUAGCGAUGAUGAGGACUUGGAUGAUGAUGAAUUGAAUAGAGUCAUCGCUAGAAAUGAAGCUGAAUUAGAGACAUUUAGAAGACUCGACGAAGAAAGAGCCGUUGCUACCAGAGAAGCUGCUUAUCCAAGCAGAUUGUUUGCUGAUUCUGAAUUACCUUAUGUCUAUAAACAAAAUCCAGAAGACUUCUUGAAGAAGGAUAUUGUUCUUGAGGAUUACGGAAGAGGUAAUAGAGAGCGUAAAACCAUGAGUUAUGACGACAAUUUGACUGAAGAGCAAUGGUUGAAGAAAAUCGACGGUGUUGUUUCUGAUGCAAGUGAUGAUGAGGGUGAACUGAAGCCAAAAAGAAAAAGAAUUCGCCCAAAGAAGAAGGCAGUUGAAGAUGAACAAUUCAGUCAGGACGAGGACUUCGAAAGUAACCCCAGUGGUAAGAGAUCAGCAGAUAGAGAAGAUCUGGUCGAACCCUCAAGCAAGAGGCAAAAAUCGGCCACUCCUAAGUCACAAGCAUCUAAAGCCAAACCUAGAAACCGUAAGGGACGUGGGGCUAGAUCUAUUUUAUACAGAUCGACUCCAACUAUUGAUCCUUUACUGCCAGAAGAACGAACCAACUUGCAAGAAGUUAUUGAAGGAAUUUUCAAUUUGAUUAUGUCUUACCAAAAUGAGCAUGGUAGAACUUUAAGUGACUUGUUUUUGGUUAAACCAUCUAGAAAGCUUUAUCCAGACUACUAUGUCUUGAUCAAAAAUCCAAUUGCUUUAGACACAGUCAAGAAGAGAAUGAACUCAAAUACUUACACCUCGAUUAGAGAAGCUUUGGAAGAUUUGCAUUUGAUGUUUACCAAUGCCAAAAUCUACAACGAAGAAGGUUCUAUUGUUUACCAGGAUGCUGCAGCAUUAGAGCAGAUGGCAUUCGAUAGGUUCAAAGAAUUGACUUCUGAUCUCACGGAGGAAGAAAAGAAUAAGUUGAUUGAUUUUGCCGAUUUUGAUGAAGCACUUGGGUUGAAACCAUUGGCAGUUAACUCCGCUGUAAAGCGCCCCGUUGAGAAUCACUUGGCUAGGCUUGACAAUGGAGAAGAGCUUGACUCAUCGUUAUUGGGAUUAACUUCCAAUGCUGAUACUGAAAAUACUACAAGAACUGGUCCUUAG